Molecule: messenger RNA, 1605 nt
Organism: Gloeophyllum trabeum ATCC 11539
Lineage: Eukaryota; Fungi; Basidiomycota; Agaricomycetes; Gloeophyllales; Gloeophyllaceae
Exons: 7
Coding region: 1-1605 (534 amino acids)
Cellular component (GO): nucleus
Molecular function (GO): exonuclease activity; nucleic acid binding
Source: RefSeq, a predicted model, not a curated record
AUGUUCUCUUUACUGGGCUUGUUUCAGAAGCUGCCAUGUCCCGACCGAAACAAUUGCAAGAGGCCACGCUGUCUCUUCUCUCAUCGACCAGAUGCGUCCGAAACUCUGUCUCUCAAUAUACCAGUAGAUGAGCCCAAACCGACGCCACAGCCAGGUCCUUCCACGCCCGCGGGAGGAGCAAAGCCUACCGUACCUGCAAAGCGUCCUACUGUAUCUGAACCAGUACGCAGACCUGGGGCGAUAAGCAAUGGCAGCACCUCCUCGGAGCCUCCACGGAAACUACAGAAGACGGGUGCGGGAAGUAGACCUGUCGCCGUACCAACCGCAUCUGCUACUUCCACAGGUGUACCCAUCCUCAGAGUCAAUGCUGCGCAGUCUCAUGUCGCCAUUCCGGUUCGCCAGGCCAUGGUCAAGACACUAUACGACCAUUAUGUGGUCUUAUACCAGAAUAUCCUCCCUUCUAAUCCGAUACUAGCCUCAGAACAUGCUCUAAGGCAAGAGGAAGAAGUGUACAAGAAGUCAACGAAACUUACCUACAGGAAUGCCGUAAUAUCGUCUGUUGCUGCAUUGAAGAGACGGCCGAUCCCCGACUCGAUAUCUCACCCCUCCGUAGGGACGGAGCAAGACAUCGCCACGCGCGAGGAACAACGGAAGUCUCUCGAAUCAUUACGGCUCACCCGGGAGCACCUGGAGCCCUUGGUCUUAAGCAUGGACGACAUGAAGAAGUGGGGAUAUAUAGUCGAGAUACCGGAGGGUGUUGGCGGAGAUCGGCCAAGUGAAGAGGGCCAGCCUGCGAAGUGUGAGCGGUGCGGACAACAGUUUCUGGUUAAACGGAAAGAAUUGGCGGACGAAUGCACUUAUCACUGGGGGAGACAAUAUACCAAGCAGGUCAACGGCGAGAGAAUGCGGCUGUACACUUGUUGUGGCAAGCCAACAUCUGAAAGUGGGGGUUGUCACAAAGGCCCGCACGUCUUCUAUGAGACGAAGCCAGAAGAUCUACAUGCCAGGCAUCCUUUCUCGUAUUCCCGACCGGCGACGUCGGGAGAGGGCGCCAAGGAUACUGCGCUUGACGUAGUCGCACUGGACUGCGAAAUGAUCUAUACAACAGGCGGAAUGCGAGUGGCUCGCGUGUCAGUGGUGGAUGGCACUGGUACCGAAGUGUUCGACAAGCUGGUGAGGAUGGAUGACGGAGUAUAUGUGAUUGAUUACAACACUCGAUUCUCUGGUAUCACGCCUGAAGAACAUGCCAAAGCCGUCCUGCCCCUGGCCUCAAUUCGGAAGUCAUUGGACGCUUUCAUCAAUUCCGAGACAAUCAUGGUCGGUCAUGCGCUAGAGAAUGAUCUGAAGACGCUGAGGAUGAUCCAUCAUCGAUGCGUCGACACUGCUGUCCUUUUCCCGCAUCGCGCUGGGGCGCCUUAUAGACGGGCCUUGCGAGAACUUGUCAAAGAGCACUUGGGCCAGAUUAUCCAAGCCGGCGGUGCCACUGUCGGUCACUCAUCCGUGGAAGAUUCGAUUGCUACGCUCGAUUUGGUCCGUUGGUACGUUCUCAACAAGAAUAAAUCCAAUGGCAAGGCAAAUCCGAGCGCCUCAAAGACCUCUUCCUGA